UUAAACUCUGAUGAAGAACACGAUGCACCAUUUAUCAAUCAUCCAUUUGUAGUUCGAGAAGCUGCUCCAAUUAUUAUGAACAUAAGGUUACCAGUGAUGACAGCUACAGAUAAGAAUGUUGGAAUAUUACGUUCACAGUUCCCUGUUUCUAGUGGCAAUCAACAUAGAUUAAAAGAAUUAGAAUGGAUACCAGUAGAAAAAACAACAGCUCCACCGACUGCUACAACAACAACUACAACUAUCAAACCAGCAGCACCAAGUCCGGCAAUUGAUAUUGGUGCCAUUGUGUCAGAAAGAUUACAGGCUGUACGUAAAUUACAAGAAAAUCCUUAUGAUGUUCAGGCCUUAACAAAGAUGCACAAAUCACAAGAAAGGGCAAGUCAAUGGGCAACAUCUCAGUAUCAACCUGGUACCUUUACAGGUAGUACUGGUGUACAGAUAUUGAGUAAACAGGAAUUAGAAGGCACCAAUAAAUAUAAUAAAGCUUGGCUGAAAAAAGAUCAGUUUAAGAAAGCGGAACCAGUGAAAAGUGGAAUUGGUAUGUUCCUUCUACAGAAAAUGGGAUGGAAAGCAGGAGAAGGGCUGGGUAAAAAUAAUGAAGGUUCCUUAGAACCUCUCUUACUUGAUCUUAAAGUUGAUCGAAAAGGUUUACAGACACAUAGUGAAGUUCGAGGAAAUCAGAGAGGUAAUAUGAAGGUGUAUAUUUUUGAAAUUUCAGGAAAACAUCCUGUAUCAGCUUUACUAGAAAUCUGCAACAAGAGAAAAUUUGGUGCUCCAUAUUUUGAAUUAGUCCAUGAAAGUGGUCCAGAUCAUAAAAAACAUUUCUUAUUUAAGGUGAGUAGAUAUUUUCGAAGGUGA
Lottia gigantea (owl limpet) is the source of this 858-nucleotide messenger RNA. RefSeq lists its product as hypothetical. The annotation marks the transcript as partial. Gene Ontology annotation, molecular function: RNA binding. Lineage: Eukaryota; Metazoa; Mollusca; Gastropoda; Lottiidae. The transcript has 7 exons. The record is from RefSeq and is a predicted model, not a curated record. Gene Ontology annotation, biological process: regulation of mRNA splicing, via spliceosome; regulation of cell cycle.